Molecule: messenger RNA, 2174 nt
Organism: Macrosteles quadrilineatus (aster leafhopper)
Lineage: Eukaryota; Metazoa; Arthropoda; Insecta; Hemiptera; Cicadellidae
Exons: 9
Coding region: 159-1568 (469 amino acids)
Cellular component (GO): endomembrane system
Source: RefSeq, a predicted model, not a curated record
ACUACACACAAUAUACAUAACCCUAAUUACCAUGUUCUGUUAAAGUUUAAGUAGUAAAAAGUUCCUCAAUCUAUUACUUGCAUGGUAGUGUUUUAUUUAACAAUUAUACUUUUUGAAAGGAAACCUUUGCAUUUAACGUAUGACAAUUUGAAAAAAUAAUGAAAGGUUCAAUAUUCUUGUUGAUGAUAUGGCUUGUCUCAUCAGCCUUGGCCUGGGAUGCAGAUGAACUUGAAGUGUUUGAUGUUGUGGAAGAAGUCGGCAUUAGCAAAAAUUUCUACGAACUCCUAAGUGUUCCACGAGAUGCUGAUAGUUCAGCCAUCAAGAAAGCGUUUAGAAAGUUGUCACUGGUUUUGCAUCCUGACAAAAACGAUGCUCCUGAUGCAGAAGUUCAAUUUCGACAGCUAGUAGCAGUGCAUGACAUAUUAAAAGACAAGAAUAAACGGAAGUACUAUGACAAUGUGCUGGAGAACGGUUUGCCAGACUGGAAGCAAGCGAUCUAUUACUACAGGAGGGUUCGCAAGAUGGGACUAUUGGAGAUGUCUGUUAUUCUGUUUGUUAUUUUCUCCAUCGGCCAGUACCUUUACGGUUGGGCAAACUAUUUUGAAAAGAAACUUACCGUUGAGGAUUACGUGAAUUCAAAAAGUAAGAAACUUAAGAAAUUGAAAAGAGUGAAAGGAGAGGCAGCCACAUCAUCUCUUCUUGAAGAGCUUGACUCAGUUCUAGUGAAGCCAAGUGUGAAGGACACGCUGCCCUUCCAGAUUCCCCGGUGGCUGUGGUUCCUGUUUGUGUCAGGGCCGCCACUACUGUAUCACUCUGUGUGUGACUGGUGGCGCGAACGGCAGCUUCGGAAACUGGAGGAGCUUCAACAACCAGAAGAAUCAGAGGAGGAAGUGGAAGUAGUGCGGGAGAGAGCUCCGAGGAAACGCAAGACAUUUGUGUUGCCUGAGCUGAGUGAAGAGCAGACUAACGGAACGGUGCCGAACGCUGUGCCUAAACGCCCUUCAGCCCCACCAGUCAUAGUCGGAGGCCUGUGGACAGACGACGACCUUCUGGAGCUGGCGAGGCUGGUCAACAAACAUCCAGCAGGCAGCACGGAGCGUUGGGAGAAGAUCGGAGAGGCCAUGAACAGGACACCUCACGAGGUUGCUCACAUGGCACACAAACUGGAUGACGAGACACUCAAGAAACUGGCUCAGAAGGCGACCGGGGAAGAUAGUGGUGGAGAAGAGGAGCCACCUGAGGAGCCUAAAAAGGUGAAGACCAAAGGUGGCAAGGUGAAGGAGCAGGAGACAGGCUCAACCUGGUCACAGGUGCAACAGAAGGCGCUGGAGGCAGCUCUGGCUAAGUUCCCUAAAGGUGCUGCUAGCGACCGCUGGGAGAAGAUUGCCAAGUGUGUUCCGGGAAAAACUAAAGAGGAGUGCAUGUUAAGGUACAAACAUCUGGUGGAUGUUGUGAAGAAGAAGAAGGAACAAGAAGACACCGAGCAGAGUGAGAAUCCACAAGAUGAAAAUGCCACAGAGAAAGGAAUCGAAGACUCGACUCAAGUGAAUGGAUACAGUAUUACGUAGCAUUAACUUAAUCUAGGCCACCAAUUGUUAUAGUUCACAGUUUUGUUGAAAAUAUAUUUUAUUUAAAAGUAUUACGGAAUAUAAUAGAAUCUCUUCGUUGUCAAAGUUCAAAACUAACUGCCGAUUUGUUGUAAAUUAAAGUUUGAUUGUGAUCAAUUGUGAUGUAUACACUUGAAUAUUGUUUAGAUAGUUUUUAUCUGUGGUAAUCAAGAAAUGUAAAUAUUAACCAAUAUAAGUUGUACUUAUUGUAAAUACAAGCAGACUUCUUGAAACUUGUUCGUAAAUUUUGUGCAAUUCUCAUUUAAAAUUUGUUUACUUUCAUUUUCGUUGGAGCUAUAUUGACUGAAUUGUUUAUUCAAUUUCCAAAAAAAAAUAUAUAAUAAUGAUUAUUUUUUUAAGCACCAUUAUUGUUCCCUAAUUUUUGCAUAGUGCAUGCAAAAUAAUACCGUUUUAUGCAUUUUAAGGCAACUUUGACUGUGCACAACAAUUUCCUGACUGAUACUACUUAAAUUUGAUGUAUUUCUGUUUAAGAUAUAAAUAAUUGUUGUUAUUGAUUGUUUUCGAUUAGACAUUAAAUAAUACUAGCAGAAUUAUACAAGACUUGAU